AUGCGCAUCGUCCUCCUACGAGUGAUGGCAAGCAGCAAUUCAUCCUCUGAUCUGGAUCCUACAUAUGAAGUCGAUGAAUAUGCGGGACGCGCAAGGGGAAGGCCGAGGGGAAGGCGAGGAGGGACCUCGUCGCAUCGGGGUCAAGCUGGGUCCAGACGCGACAAUAUCCCCCACAGCAACGGGGAGAUCACGUCCAAGGCACAAAUCACGUCCAAAUUGAAGGCUGUUCGGACGAAGUACAGAAAAGCGGUGGACACGGGGAAGCGAAGUGGCCAAGGACGUGUUGUGUUCAUAUUCUUCGAGCUGUGCCAACAAGUUUGGGGAGGGUCACCGGCCACUGAGACCAUCGCAGGCGGGCUGGAGACGGCGGAUUGCGAAGAUGAUGAUCCCGCCAUUACCCGUAGCUCAACCUCUCUCUCCGAAAGCCAAGAAAAUGUGGAGAAUGACAAUAGCGGUUCGUCUUCUGGGGUGGUCAACUCGAGACGAAAUAUGCUCCAAGCGAAGCUGGAUGGUCACAGGAGAGAGAAGUUGAAGAGAAAACUGCACUCUGAUUCGUUUGUGGAAGAGGACCUCCGUAUCAAACGGAGAAUGUUGGAGUUGGCCGAGGUGGCAGAGAUUAACAGUAAACUGCAAAUGGCUGAGCUAACAAGCGAGAUGAGGAAGUUACAUGGCUCCAUUUCUGAAGGGUUGUCGAUAUUGAGACAGUUAACCCCACAGUCGCAGUUCAACUCGCCAUAUCCUCAUGGACAACUUGCCUAUGCAGAUGUGCACAGACUGCCCAGUGGGUUCAGUCCUCAUGGCUUCUCCACACCUGGCCCCAUGCACCAUCCCUCUGCAGUUUCCACCCCUAGACUCUCACCUUCCUUCCACAAUCCACAACAGGGACAAGGACCGUCGUAUCGGCGCAUGCUGAUGCGCGAGGACACAAUUGAGGAGCUGGACUUCACUUAUUAG
Messenger RNA from Knipowitschia caucasica, 954 nucleotides. The record is from the annotation of a GenBank genome assembly. Lineage: Eukaryota; Metazoa; Chordata; Actinopteri; Gobiiformes; Gobiidae.